Messenger RNA from Cynara cardunculus var. scolymus (artichoke), 1817 nucleotides. Its product is annotated as mannose-6-phosphate isomerase 1-like. The record is from RefSeq and is a predicted model, not a curated record. Lineage: Eukaryota; Viridiplantae; Streptophyta; Magnoliopsida; Asterales; Asteraceae. The transcript is spliced from 6 exons. Gene Ontology annotation, molecular function: zinc ion binding; mannose-6-phosphate isomerase activity. Gene Ontology annotation, biological process: carbohydrate metabolic process; GDP-mannose biosynthetic process. The coding region runs from base 137 to 1606 and encodes 489 amino acids. Gene Ontology annotation, cellular component: cytosol.
GCGUCGUGGUCUUCGGAGAUUCGGAGACGCUGUCGCCACAGCCACUGCCACCACGACGGCCAUCGCCGUAGUCUAUCCCUAUCGGAUUCUCACACCGGUAGUGUAUAUACCUCUUUCCAUAUAGCUCCCUCUUAUAAUGGUGAUGGAGGUUAAUGAGAAGCAUGAUGGGGAUCUUGUGAGGCUGAAAUGUUCGGUUAAAGAAUACGAUUGGGGACGAAUUGGACUCGAUUCACUGGUUGCGAGGCUAUUUUUAAGGAACUGUAAUGAUAAGAUUGAGGAAAGCAAACAUUACGCUGAGUUUUGGAUGGGAACUCAUGCGUCCGGGCCGUCGUUUAUAGCUGAGGAGAAGGGGGUCGGGAACGUGAGUUUAAAGUCCUGGAUUUCGAAGAAUCCUGAGGUUUUAGGCGAUACUGUUGUUGAUAAGUGGGGAAUUGAUCUUCCUUUCAUGUUUAAGGUUCUGUCAGUUGCACAAGCAUUGUCAAUACAGGCUCAUCCGGAUAAGGAGUUGGCAGGGUUGCUUCAUACGUUGAAGUCAAAUGUGUAUAAAGAUGCAAAUCACAAGCCUGAAAUGGUUUUGGCGCUAACAGAGUUUGAGGCCUUAUGUGGAUUUAUUAGCUUCGAGGAGCUUGAGACUGUACUUGAAAGUGUUCCGGAGAUAAUGGAAGUGGUUGGUGGUGCAUAUGCAGAUGAAGUUUUACCUGUCAAUGAGGAGGCAAAAGAAGCACAAUUUCUUCGGUCAAUAUUCAUCAAACUCAUGUCCGCGGGAAGUAAGGUGGUUUCUGUAGCGGUAUCCAAAUUGAUCAAUCGGCUAGAUAAGGAAAAUAAGCAAGCUGGGGUUAUCUUGGAAACAGCCUCUCUGUCUCUUGAGACGAAGACAAGGCAGUUAACGAGCAAGGAAGAACUAGCACUGAAGCUUGAAAAACAGUACCCAGAUGAUAUCGGGGUCAUAGCAUCCUUCCUCUUUAAUCACGUGAGGUUGAAUCCAGGUGAAGCUUUGUACGUAGCAUCAAACGAAAUUCAUGCAUACGUGGGUGGUGAGUGUGUCGAGUGCAUGGCAACUUCAGAUAACGUUGUGCGUGCUGGCCUUACUCCAAAGAACCGGGAUGUGAAAAUCCUUUGCUCAAUGCUUACAUACAAGCAGGGCCCACCGGAAAUCUUGAAAGGCGUCCCCGUGAAUGCGUAUACCAAGAGAUACAACCCUCCUUUCGAGGAAUUCGAGGUUGACCGUUGCAUGCUCGACCAAGGGGCGUCCGUUGUUUUCCCUGCAGUACCUGGUCCCUCGAUUUUCUUGGUCCUUUCAGGACAAGGAUCAAUGUACACAUCAGUCUCAUCGCCAUCACCAUCAUCACCAUCGUCGUCCUUAUUCUCAUCACCAUCAUCAUCAACAACAUCAUCAUCAUUAUCAUCACCAUCAUCUUCGUUGUCAUCACCAUUUUCAUCAUUGUCAUUGUCAUCACCAUCAUUAUCACCAUACGAGGAUACAGUUCAUGGAGGGGAUGUGUUAUUCGUUCCUGCAAACACAGAGGUUCAUGUGAGUACAGAAUCGGAGUUGCAUCUGUAUAGAGCCGGAGUUAACCAUAUGUUGUUUUCAAAAACAUCGAUGUGAAAGGUGUCGAUAAGUACCAAAAACGCCUGUUUGUAUAUGUCGUUAUAGCAAUAACAACGUAAAGUAAUAUAGUUGUCGAAAAUGAAACGAUCGAUGUGUAUCUCGUUAGCGAAUCAUAAUUUUCUUUAAUUCCUUGAAGUAUUGCUUGUUAUCCUUUGUAUUCUUUUAUAUCACAUGAUUUUUUAUAAAUUCACCAUGACUUGUUACUGUA